AUGUCAAGACGCGAUGUUGGGCGGCGCAGAGCGUGUUUGGAGUGCGCUAGGGCUCGCGAGAAAUGCUCGAGAAACCUCCCGUGCCUGCGCUGCUCGACCAAGGCAUUGGACUGCGCUUAUCCCCAGACCAGAAACAAAACAGUCGAAGCAUCUCCUACAUCACAGACUGGUGCCGUCGCGCAAACUCCGAACCAUACUCUCAUCAGCCCAGUCGAGACAGUAGAUCACGCGUCCCAGCCUCAGCAGGUACAAUCAGAUCUACAACUCCCGCUACCUUCACAUCAAACACCGCAUUCACAGGACAGCUCUUUCAUCGACAGCGCUGGUAAUGAGCAGCAACCGGGCUUUGAAUAUGAUCUGUCCACCUACGAUAUCGACUGGGACUUCCCCAUCAAUUGGUUACCGUACGACAAUGAGAUUGAGACAAACUACUACUCGAUCCUAGGCCUUGACAUGAAUCAGCCGCUUGAUGCCGGUAAUGCAAACAUGAUAGAUCCGCCAGUACCCAACUUUCCCAUGAUCGAUGCUCCGCCGCGCCGUUUAUCAGCCGUAACAUCGCUUUCGCCGGGGAGCGGCUUGGGUGUUUCGCCACAGUUGAGCAUGAGCUCUGGACGCACCGUACCUGGAGAUCUAUACGCCACGAGCUCAAACGGCGCCCGACGUCCUUGUACUGCCAAGUCAAAACAGCUAUUCCCUCCGCCAGGCCUUCAAGGAUAUACACAGCAACCUACCAUUUCUCAAGACUCAAGCCUCACAGCUAAGACGCUUGCGUUCCCGGAUCUGAGCCAUAUUAUCCUGGAGGAUGAAGCGUACCGAGAGUCGUUCAUGACAGAGUUGACGUACAACAAGAUCUGCGACGCUUUUAGGCAAACGUGCCUUGAAUCAUCCAUGUUUCAUCCGCACUACACCUCCGCCGACUUUCCAUCGUUGAAGCUACUUGAAUACUUCGUCAAGCUCUUUUUUGAACACUUCGACCCGAUUGUUCCCCUUGUUCAACCUCAUACAACAGACCUGAAUGGGAAUUGGGUUCUUGCUCUGGCGAUCUGUGCCAUCGGAAGUCAGUACACAGCUACAGCGGAUAUCCAUGCCUGCGUCGUACCAUUCCACGAAUUUCUGAGAAGGACUUUGGUUACUCAACUGGAAGGAUCGGAUCUCAGUCUGCCGUUGGCUCAGGCUCUUGUGCUGAGUCAAGUUGGUCUGCUGUACUCUGGUGGCAGUGAACUCCAGAAGACUGCUUACGAGAGGAUGGGGAGUCUGCAGAGGGUCAUCACGAGAUAUCGUUGCCAACCUGGAUCGAGAGGAGAUUUAUUGGGUAGUGGUGAGGGAGAGGAAGAUAUGUGGCGAGGAUGGGUUGAAGAUGAGACUUGGCGUCGACUGUGCUACUUCAUUUGGGUGAGUUUAUUCUGUUUUGCUUUUACCAGUGUCGAAACUGAUACACAGAAGCUAUUGGAUCGUAUGGGACGGUACUUCUUUGAUGACCACCAGACAGGUACAUUCAACGUCGCGGACUUGACGUUGCCGCACGAUGGUCUUUGGUCACAAGCGACCUCAUCAGAUUGGAUACAACUUUAUCGCCGCGCCGAAGUAAACCCAACCCUCGAAGUCGCCAUCAGCUCACUCUUCCGCGAACGAACAGCCAAACCCGACCUCGGCGAAUUCUCCCGCAUCCUGCUCCUUCACGCAGUGUACCAAGAAUACACCACCGUCAGCACAUACUGCAAACGCCCUCUUUCAUCAUGGAUCCCCCAAAACAACCCUGAGCCUCGCAGCGGCGAAACUCAACACCUUCAGCUCUCAGACUCGAACUGGCGAAACGCUGCUCUCGAUUGCGUUGAUACGCUCCAUUGGGCUGCUAAUGCUACUAUAGCGUCGUUACUUGGCGCUGAGCACCCUACGGUUCUGCAUCUGCACUUUUCGCGUGUUGUAUUGCUCGUCCCGAAGAGGGCGAUAAUCACGCUGGCGAAGUAUCUGAAGGCGCCGGAGGAUUUGAGGAAGGAGGCUGCGAGUCAGAAGGAGGCGCUGCAGGCGGAACGAGAGAUAUCCGAAUGGGCCCAGCAAGAUGGCUCCAAAGCUCGUCUCGCAGCGCUCCACUGCGGCUGUUUCCUCUGGCACGUCCGGCGCUACGCAAAAAUGACAUUCUACGAACCGCCCUGCGUAUUCUGGGCGACCCUGACGCUCUGGGCAUACAGUACCUUCUGCAGUAAAUCACGAAGACCCGAACCACGAAGCGCAUCGCCUGAUCGCUCAGACGACGAGAACCCGACGUUUAUAAGACUGGAUCGACCUAACGAUGAUGAGAUGGUGCAGCU
This is a messenger RNA of Fusarium tjaetaba, 2309 nucleotides long. RefSeq names its product zinc finger zas1. Gene Ontology annotation, biological process: regulation of DNA-templated transcription. Lineage: Eukaryota; Fungi; Ascomycota; Sordariomycetes; Hypocreales; Nectriaceae. The transcript is spliced from 3 exons. The annotation marks the transcript as partial. The record is from RefSeq and is a predicted model, not a curated record. Gene Ontology annotation, molecular function: zinc ion binding; DNA-binding transcription factor activity, RNA polymerase II-specific.